Molecule: messenger RNA, 8891 nt
Organism: Orcinus orca (killer whale)
Lineage: Eukaryota; Metazoa; Chordata; Mammalia; Artiodactyla; Delphinidae
Gene: FOXK1
Product: forkhead box K1
Exons: 9
Coding region: 40-2190 (716 amino acids)
Biological process (GO): regulation of transcription by RNA polymerase II
Molecular function (GO): RNA polymerase II cis-regulatory region sequence-specific DNA binding; protein binding; DNA-binding transcription factor activity, RNA polymerase II-specific
Source: RefSeq, a predicted model, not a curated record
GCCGCGCCGCCGCCGGAGGCCGCUUGGAGCUGUGCGAACAUGGCCGAAGUCGGCGAGGACAGCGGGGCCCGCGCCCUGCUGGCGCUGCGCUCGGCGCCCUGCAGCCCCGUGCUUUGCGCCGCCGCCGCCGCCGCCUUCCCCGCCGCCGCCGCCCCCGCGCCCGGGCCCGCCGCGCCGUCGCCGCCGCCGCCCGCCCAGCCCCCGCCCCCGCCCCCGCCGCCGCCGGGCUCGAUCGCCGGGGGCGCGGGGGGCGCGGCGGGCGAGGCCCUGGUGGCCGCGGCGGCCGCCUCGGUGCGCCGGAGCCCCGGGCCCGCGCUGGCGCGCCUGGAGGGCCGCGAGUUCGAGUUUCUCAUGCGGCAGCCCAGCGUCACCAUCGGUCGCAACUCGUCGCAGGGCUCGGUGGACCUGAGCAUGGGCCUGUCCAGCUUCAUCUCGCGACGCCACCUGCAGCUCAGCUUCCAGGAGCCGCACUUCUACCUGCGGUGCCUCGGCAAGAACGGCGUCUUCGUGGACGGGGCCUUCCAGCGUCGCGGCGCGCCCGCCCUGCAGCUGCCCAAACAGUGCACCUUCCGCUUCCCCAGCACGGCGAUAAAGAUCCAGUUCACGUCGCUGUACCAUCAGGAGGAGGCCCCGGCGUCCCCCCUCCGGCCGCUCUACCCGCAGAUCUCCCCGCUGAAGAUCCACAUCCCGGAGCCGGACCUCCGGAGCCUGGUCAGCCCCGUCCCCUCCCCGACUGGCACCAUCAGCGUCCCCAACUCCUGCCCGGCCAGCCCCCGAGGGGCCGGGUCCUCCAGCUACCGCUUCGUCCAGAACGUGACCUCGGACCUGCAGCUGGCGGCAGAGUUUGCCGCGAAGGCCGCCUCGGAGCAGCAGGCCGACGCGUCCGGAGGGGACAGCCCCAAGGACGAGUCGAAGCCGCCGUACUCCUACGCACAGCUGAUCGUGCAGGCCAUCUCCUCGGCACAGGACCGGCAGCUGACGCUGAGUGGCAUCUAUGCACACAUCACCAAGCAUUACCCCUACUACCGGACGGCCGACAAGGGCUGGCAGAAUUCCAUCCGCCACAACCUCUCUCUGAACCGCUACUUCAUUAAGGUCCCUCGCUCCCAGGAGGAGCCCGGGAAGGGGUCCUUUUGGCGGAUAGACCCCGCCUCCGAGGCCAAGCUCGUGGAGCAGGCGUUCCGGAAGCGGAGGCAGCGGGGCGUCUCCUGCUUCCGCACCCCCUUCGGGCCGCUGUCGUCCAGGAGCGCCCCAGCUUCACCCACCCACCCCGGGCUCAUGUCCCCGCGUUCCAGUGGCCUGCAGACUCCAGAGUGCCUGUCCCGGGAGGGCUCACCCAUUCCGCAUGACCCUGACUUUGGGGCAAAGUUAGCUUCUGUUCCCGAGUAUCGGUAUUCCCAAAGCGCACCCGGCUCUCCCGUCAGCGCCCAGCCGGUGAUCAUGGCCGUGCCGCCCCGACCGCCCAAUCUGGUGGCCAAGCCCGUCGCCUACAUGCCGGCUUCCCUAGUGACGGCCCAGCAGCCCUCGGGCCACGCCAUCCACGUGGUGCAGCAGGCGCCCCCUGUCACCAUGCUCAGGGUGGUCACCAGCUCCGCCAGCUCUGCCAACGGCUACAUCCUCGCCAGCCAGGCCUCGGCGGGGGCGGCCCACGAAGCGGCGGGCACGGCUGUGCUGGACCUGGGCAGCGAGGCGAGAGGCUUGGAAGAGAAGCCCACCAUCGCGUUUGCCACCAUCCCUGCCGCCAGCCGAGUGAUCCAGACGGUGGCCAGCCAGAUGGCCCCAGGGGUCCCCGGACACACGGUCACCAUCCUGCAGCCGGCCACACCAGUGACCAUCGGGCAGCACCACCUUCCGGUCCGGGCCGUCACUCAGAACGGCAAGCACACCGUCCCCACGAGUAGUCUAGCCGGCAGCGCUUACGCCCUCGCCAGCCCCCUGCAGCUCCUCGCAGCUCAGGCUAGUUCAUCCACCCCGGUGGUGGUCACGCGUGUGCGCGAGGUGGGGCCUGAGGAGCCGGCAGCAGCGGCAGCAGCGGCGGCCACCAGCACCGCCGCCUCCGGCGCCUCCGCUUCUCCCCCCGGGGAGCCCGAGCUCAAGAGGUCCCGAGUGGAGGAGCCCAUGGGGACUGUGACCACGCAGGCCGGGGCGAUUGCGGCCGCCGGCCCACAGGGCCCCGGGACCGGGGAGUGACGUCGCCGGCGUGGAGGUGGAGUGGGACACACGCCAAAAGGAGUUCCGGAGCUGGGCCAAGGCGGCCGACACCACCGCCGCUCGGGACCGAGAUGAGAGGGCUCCACGCGGACCGAGCUCGGUGCCAAACGGGCAGGACGCCUCCGUCCACGUGCACCCGGACACACUCAUCCUCCCGGCGUCUUAUCUCCUGCCCCUGCUCUGGUUUAAAACAAAAACCCAUAAAAACGUUCAGACAGCUGAUUGUACGGUUCUGGGAAUUCUUUGUUUUCGUUUCUUUCUCCCCCCAGCAGCACCUUUUCUCCCCAUGCCUUUCGUCAAGGGCGUGGGGAGAAGGUGGUAGCUCAGCGUCUCCGGGACCACGUCCAGGCGGCCCCGACCCCGCACAGGAGCCAGGCUCCCAGAGCAGCCUUCGCCCCGAGGACGGGACAGGAUGCAGCCUGCUGCAGACGGGCCUCCAAAAGAGAGCACAGGCCUGGGGAUCCAGCCCUGUUUGCAAGAGAUUGGAAAGAGGCGAGAGAAAGGCAGCGCCGCCCAAUUGCAGACUGUCCUAUGGUUUCUUCUCCUAAAAGUGACGUAGAAAGUAUUGGCAUUAAUGGGACGGAGGGGAGGGGCCUGGUCUGGCUUUGGGCCCCAAGUGUUUCUGGUUUUGUUGAAACACGGAAUUCAGGCUUCGUCGUCAACCUGAGACAGACACAGAAGGGAUCAUCUGUUUUUGCGGUUUUCAUCUGUAGAUGGUUUAGCGGCCGUAGGUCUGGGCUUCUUACUGGCAUUAAUCCCACGGAGAGUAAACCUGCCGCUCUGUCUGUUAACUUCAAGAAAGACUGACGGCCUCCCGGACUGGUGUUCAAGGCAGAAAGUUGUUCACACGAAGGUCCACCUGAGCCGGCGGCUGCAGCGUCUGACCUGCGUCCCGGCCACACGGGGGACAUGCGGCCACUGGUCCUUGGGGGAAGGAGGUGGCCGCUCGACAGGACUGUCACGUCGAGUGGCCCCCGUUUCCCAGUGGCUCUGAUGGCCGGCUGCCACGCGGCCGCUCACCAGGCUUUAUCCCCAGGUUCCAGUGUCUUCACUGCCCGACAGACUGCCUGGCGUUUCCCAUCGGAACCGUGUCUGCUGCCCGCGGCGCCGGAGGCCCUGGGCUCGGCCCGCAGCUCGCGCCGGCUCGGUGGGACCCCCUGCGCCCCCCGGAGACGUGAGCAGACCAGGGGGAGCCUGCAGGCCUUCGGCUUCGCUGGGAGCACGUUCUCAGGAAAUGUUACGCACGUCUCUGAAAAGUGGCUUUCAACUUGGCCUGGCGCCCCGCGUCGGACCUUCCGCACGAGCUCCAGGGGCCCCGGUGGAAACGGUUCCUCCCUCACGGAGCGCCGUCCACAUCAGGGCCCCGACGGCAGCGCCACCGCAGGGCCAGGUGUGGCCAGGUGCUCUAGCUGUCGCGGUUGUCCCCGCAUGCCUGGCCCGGGAAACGCCUGGUCCGGCGUCCGCGGCACUGAACCCCACGUGGGAAGCAGCUCUCCUGUGACGUGGCCAAGACGGGGAGGGGUGGUGCCUCGGCCCCGUUCCCGCCCGGUGGUGAGAGGCGCUCACGACCCGCUGACGUUCUGUGUUGUGUCGCGUGGACUGUGUCUUUGGCCGCGCCGUGUGUGUGUGGGCGAGUGUGAGAGCGAGUGAGGCCGAGGCGGGCGCCCCGACGCCGGUGGCCUGGCCCCCGUGGGUCCUCGGCCAGGGCUCCGGGGCGGCCAUCGCUUCCUUCCCCUUUGUUGCUGCUCGGUCCCGGGGCCGCGCAGGCCUCCCGCAGGGGCUUUUUGCUCACGAGCUGUCCUCCUCGGGAGAGCUGGCGCCCCCCGCGGAGGACAGACUCCCAGGACAGCUGAGGCCAUGGGACGCCCUCAGCCCCGGGCCUCGCUGCUCGGUCUGGCCAGUCUGGCCCUGACCCUGUGCUUCCCUGACUUCUGAGCUGCUUUGGUUUCUGUCUGUUAUCAGCGGCGAUCCCACUGUUUAUUCUGGCCGUGGUUCAGGGAGAAGGGAGUGGAGGGGGGUGACUGGAACCGGAAGGGAGACAGGACAGGGUACCCUUCGGUGACAUUCUGCCACGUGGAGAGCUUGCUCCUUUUUUGCUCCUUCUGGGAAGGAGAAGAAGGGACCCUGUGGAGCCUGGCCUCGGGGGACCUACCACUCCAGGUUCACGGUAUGCUUCCGGAUGGGCCUUUGGUCACCUGACCAGAUGGCAUGCGUGGCUCCUGCCAGCACUUGUCCUGGGGCUGGUAGCCAGGGGGCCCAGGAGUGGCCAGCUCCCCAGGGAAGACGCAUGUCGCGGCCGGAAGGGUCGCCGAUGUCCUCAGAUGGUUCCACACCCCCUCCCCCCGCCAGACCCGUCCAGGGGAGCAAGGGCGGCAGGCCAGAGCGACAGCGGAGCUGCCGCCCUCAGGGCCUGGCGCCGUGGCCCGCCACAGGCAUGCGCUGCGGUGCGUGGGCUGAGCCAGCUGAGACUGGGACAGGAAGCGCGAGCAAGUCGACCUGGCCUGAUGGUCGUGUCACUGCAGCCUCAGGGCGCCCAGGGGCUGGGAUCUGCGCAGAGGAUCAGCCAGGCGGGUGCAGCUCGGGGCGGGGCACUUGGGCCCCUCUUGUCACAGCGGCUCCCUCUCUAUCCGGGUACCUGGGUCCACCUGUCUGGCUGUGCUUGACGAGUCAGCACCUUUAUCAGUGCCAGAUACAGGGAAACAUGCUCUGCACAGGAAGGAAGUCACGAAAUCACUGCUCUUAAACAGCUGAGUGUCUCCCCCAAGACAGUUGGGUCCAGCGUCGGAAGUGGGAAGGGCUGCACCUAAGAGCUCAUCAGCUGUGCCGGAGUGAACACCGAGUGUCCCUCGUCCGCCACCUGCAGCUCUCUCUCCACGUGAAGCUCCCAGUCACACAGCGCCGUCGAGGGCAGAACCUGUGAUCAGUGCUCAGACAGUCUAUCCAGCUUCACUUCUUCUUAGGUCCGUGAAGGGUACACAGCCUGCAUUCCCCAUGAGAUGAGAGUCGUGCUGGGGGGCGGGGGGGGCGGGUCCCUAGGCCGGGCACCGUCGUCUCUGCCUGCAUUCCCCAUGAGAUGAGCGUCGUGCUAGGGGGCGGGGGGCGGGGGGGCGGGUCCCUAGGCCGGACACCGUCGUCUCUGACUCGCUCGCUGCAGGGGGGCCUCCGGUCUCCCUCCCAGGGCCUGGCUGGUUCAUGUUUGGGGUUUGCUGUUUGUGGGAGUUUGGUGAGAGUGGAUUUCUGAGUUGCCAAACGUGCAUCGGUGAUUCUCAAGCUGGAAGGGAAUGGGUUUGUGGGGGGCCCCCGGGCUGCCUGGCCCCUUCUCUGGACCUCGCUGGUCCUGGCGAAAGACUAGUUCAAGGUCGCAGACAUCGUUCAGCUAAUGCUCUUACUUCCUCUAAAGGUAGCUCUGCGUGGACCAUUCCGAGUGAGCUGUGCAUCUCCUGGGGCGUGUUGUGAGAUCUCUGUGGACAGAAACCCCUUUCUUUGGCAGCUUGGAGUUCAGAAGGAGGAGAAAGACUUUUUUUUGGCUUUUUACUUUGGUCGGUUUCUUCCUUUAUGCAGACAAAGAACAGACCAAAUGUGAGAGCGUGUUAGAGAAGAGAGGUUUGUUCGCGGGCCUUUCAGGGUUUAGACUUAACAUCCAGUUGAUGCAGGGGAAUGAGCUGUUUUUCUCCAAAUGCCUCAAGUUCUGCUCUGCCCUGGGAUGGCUUCAUCUGGGAUGAGGGACCGUCGUGCCCCCGGGAACGGGCUUCGGGCGCCACAGACCGUGGCGGCCGCCCCUUGCUUCAGUGCCGAGUAAACAGUGUGCUGCUUGUUCUAGAAUAAGUUACCCAAGAUGAUCACGAGGCUCUGCAAGUAGAAACGGCCAGAGUCGCUAGACCGAGGCCCCGUCCCCGCGUGGCUGACAGUGAAAGUGGCUUCUCCACGGCUGCUCGAAGCCGCCCUCCUGAUACCUCUGCCAAGAGACCAUGGUGUUUAAUAAGAGCAUCAUUUAAACCAUUCACACGUGCUGCUGUAAAGGCGGGAGGGCCCCAGAGGGAGGGAGGGCGGCCCGGGGCUGGGGUGCGGUGGGCACAGCGGUGAUUUCUGUCCGUGGUCCUCAGGUUGCUGCCCCAUGUUUUAGAAACUACUCUCAUCUCCCAGGUUCCUUUCUCGAGGCCUUGUUUCCCACGUUAGGGUUCAAAGUGCUCAGGACGCAGCUCUCGCCGUUGCGUGUGUGCCCGCCCUUCCUGCCGGGGCCCCGCUGCUUGGGUUUUCUUUUACCACCAGAAGCUGCUCCCUCUGGGUCCAACGGCGGCGGGUCUGGGCCCGACGCCUGCAGGUGUCCUCGGCCAUCGGUAACUGCGCGGCCCCUCGGGUGACCUUGUCCGACUGUGAGGGUCUCUGUGGAGAGCGGCCACCCGCUCUGUCCAGCCCCGGAGUCACAGCCACUCUUCAGCGCGGGGUGUGUGACACACCACCAGCAUUUCCUCCGAACGGGAAUAGAAAACGGGCCGUCUGCCGAGUGUGUUUAGGGAAGGUAGUUUUUGCUCAUAUGCUGCAAAGAAAGGACGGUCACUUGCCGAGUUGUCGCGCCCCCAGCACUGCCGGGCUGUCGGGGGCGUCUCUGCGGAAGGCCUCCCAGCCGGGCUCAGGCCGCAGCUCAGCCCUGCCUCCGCGGGGACGGUCCCCUCAUGCCAUCAGACCGCGUCCUGCUGCGCCACCACCAUCCCCCGCCGCCCCCACCCUGCGCCUGCCCCGGGGGCACAGGGCGACUCAGCAGAAGAGAGAGGUUGGAAGGGUUCGUGCCUCUGGGUGUGACGAGACCCCCGUGUCCCCAUCACAUCUGAGUGGAUGUCUGAGCAGCUGCUGUGGGAAAACUGUCCCUGUUCCUGCCCCGAGCAGCACGGUGCCCCUGCCGCCUGCUGACGGGAGGCCUCCUGCGGACUGGCCGCGGGCCAGGAGCAGGGCGCUGGUGCUGUGUUCUCAGUGGGGCCGGAAUGAAGACCUCCUCGAGCGAGGGAGCCUCAGGACCCUCAGUGUCUUUUCCUUUCCCUAACGGUUUUCGCUGCUCAGUGUUUUAGAAGAGAGUGAAGGCAGCAGUCACUUCGUUUCUAGGCUUCUUUCUUUCUCUCCAGGGAGGAGCCCCACUCAGAGGAUUUCGUUCAUUCCUUGUACCUGCUUACCAUGCUGGUAGCGAUUGGGAAGAGGUCGAGAGAAGACGAAGCGGACACGCUUCUCCACUUGGGCUGACGUGCCCAAAACUGGCUGCAUGGGGCCCGCACCCCCGGCCGGAUGAGACAGGGUGUCUUCAGUUUAUGUCUCUGGGUUUUCGCCUCCCUUUCACGUCCAAGGGAGACGUGAGAGGUCUCCAAACUACUCUCGCCUUUUUGCCCCAACCCGGUUAUUUUAAGAGUCAAGAUAGAAUUGGAAGAAUUCUAGUUCAUUAUUCUUUAUUUGAGAAUCUUUUCCGGAAUCGUUGCCUCGUUUGAUUCGUCCAAAUACUUAUUGGUGGUUUACUCUGUGUCAGAAACAGUAAAAAGUGCAGGGGAGGCCAGACCCUAGAGGGACAGGGCCAUUCAGACCUGCGACCCCGCCCCCGCGGUUAACGUUCCAGUGGCCUGACACUUCAAAAAGAUUCUGUGCUUCCUGUGUAAAGGUUUUCUUACCUGCAGUAAUAGGACUUGCUCCCCUGAGCUGGUGCCCAGAGCCACGAGGAGUGCUGUGACCUGUCCCCAGAUCCUGAACGUACCGGCUGAGCUGGGAUGAGGCCUGUGCCUCUGAAAUGGAAUUUUUGUGCAUGAAGUGAAGUGGCCUGAAGGCGAUCGAGCUACGCCUGUGGCCUCUUAAGAGCUUCGCCUCUGAAUUUCUGGGUUAACUGGGCCAAAAAGAAUUUUUUAAUAAGUAAAAAUAGGGUUUAAAACUCCCAACACUUUAAGCUUGGCCCUUACCUCCUCCCUUCCCAGCUUCCUUUCAGGAAGGGCUUUCUGAAUACCUAGUAGCCCAGAACUGGCUCGAUUUCUAGCUCAGGACGGGGAUCCGGGAGGAAAGAAGGAAGUGUGUCCCUGCUCGUGGCUUACACUCGGGCCCUGACCUUGGGCAGCUUGGUGCACGUGGGGGAGGGUUAAACCCAGCACGGAUUGUUCCUUCUUCUCUGACUGAGAGUUCUCCUGUAAAGAUCAUUUGGGGGGGGGGGGGCGGGUGUUGUCAGGGGCGUGUCUGUGCGAGUGGUUGUUUUUUUUUUUUUUUUAAUGGUGUCUGUCUAGAGUGUUUUUCACGAUAUGUUUAAUCAUCAGUGCUUUAAAAAGUGGUGGUAUCCUGUACAGUGAAUUAGGUCCCAGAGCGUUGGAUGGUAGAGUGUGAUCGGGCCUGUGGGACACCCAGGAGGGUCGGCACAAACCCCGGCACGGGGACGAGCGGACGGGGUGGGGCCCACCGCAGCUGGGCCGGCCUGCGUUUUCAUUUCAAAUGGGAUACAGUAUUUUUUUUUUUAAAGUUUGAGAUCUGAAUGUGAUUUCUAAUUGUACCAGACGUUAAUGUUUUAAAGCUAUAACAAAGUUUAAAAUUUCUACUUUUUGUUUCUCAUUUAUUUUAACUGUUCUUUUAUCUAUUAAAUCGUUGUAUGUGGAUGGGGAAGUUUUGUUUCUCCUCUUAGCAUUUGUUUCUAUAACCAGAAAUAAAAUUAUAUAUUAAAGAAACGA